AUGACGUCGACGAUCAUGCGGCACACACUGGGUGGCCCUCGGCAGCCGGGCACGGCCUCGGGUCAAUCCCCGCCGCGGCAUCACAACGACUUUGAGUUUCGCUGCGACGUGACCGGCUUGCCCAUCAUCUGCUCUCGUUGCCAGAGCUGCGAGGUGCAACGUCACAUGCUGAACAAUGAAGUCUGGUUUGGCCAGCUUCCCGGAACCCACCAGCGCCGCUUCCUCUUUCGCCUCAUCGACGCCGCUCCCGUGCCUUUUCUUCAGUAUAUUGUCAACCUCUUGCAACCUCUGAAGCAUCGAGACACGCUUUACGCCCUUCAUAAUACCAAGGGUGUCACCGAUGGCGCCAAAGCCGAAGUCUUGCUCUCCAGCCUCCACGAAGCUGACAAUACCCGUUUGACCCAGCGGUCCCGCCUUGUGCAGCCCGGGGGUCACAAAUCCCUUCCCAACUCAUCUUCAAGUCUCACCGCCAUUCGCCGCAGUGCCCGAUCAGCCCGCAGCGCCCGAACAGCCCGCGUUCGCUCCGCCAACCCAAGCACUCCCCAGAGUUCUCCACCAACCGCGAGUUCACAGUCUCAGCUACGUCGCGCCACCCCACCCUCCAGCGCUCGCCGUCGCCGCCCAUCCCCCAAUCAAAGCGGCACGAGUGGGCCCGUGGCUUCGCGCUCCGUCAGUGCUUCCCUGCACCCCACAUCGCCCCCUUAUGGUUCUGUUUCUUCAAGCUUCGCCACCAGUAACAACUCAGCGAGCCUACCUGCAAAGGGCCGCCGUCGCUCCCAUGCCGCGCUAGCCGCCACCGUCAAUCGCCGCAUGGGUGAAACCGGUCUCCAAGUUGGCGUGCCCCGCACGUUUCUGCCCGGCCUGGCCGCUCAGGAUGAGAGCUAUGAAAUGCGCAGCGCCCUCGCCUGGUUUGCCAUGACCACCCAUUGGUGUCGCCUGGCCGCCUUUCAACGUCUCCACCGGUUUGCUGGCGUGGACCUCCUCCGACCGCUCGUCAAUUAUGCCGAAGAGCGCCUCCGUGAGAGCGGGCCCGACGAGGGUACCGCCAAAUGCGACAUCAUCAAGCUGCUACCUCCACCACUUUCCAAGUAUCUCAUGGGUUUUUUCACCUUUCGUGACCUCCAAGUGGCUGCCAAGGUCUCAGUUGCUUGGCGCGAUAUCGCCGUGCAGGUCAUGGAAGAUCAAACUCAUCGCCGUGAUGCCGACGACCUAAUCUUGGAUCUACGCAAGAACCACGCCCGCGCUCAAAACACAAACCUUGUCCAGCUCGAGGUGCCCACGGAACAUGGCUCGCUGACCAUUACGCAAUUUGAGACUGACAUCUUCUGCGGCCUCUACUCCGUCCUCCUCGUCAGCGACAUUUCCAAAAACAUUGCCCGCGUCUUGGAUUUUCGCGGAGGCGAGCACUUUGUCACCGGAUCCGCUGACAAGCUCAUUCGUGUCUACAACGCCUCCACGGGUCGGGUCGUGCAAACCAUCAGCGGACACGCCGGCUCCAUUCGUGGUAUUGCCAUGAGCGAUUCCCUCAACAUUGUCGUUUCCGGCUCUUACGACACCUCCGUUCGUGUGUGGUCCAUGGCGGAUCGCAGCUGCAUCACCGUCUUUCGUGGGCACAAGUCCACCGUCGUCACCGUCAGCAUCUGUGAGGAGGCGCUCCUGGUUGCCUCGGGCGGUCGUGACCGCUGCCUUAUCAUCUGGUCCCUCCGCACCGGUGCGGCGUUGCACACGCGCCACACCUCUGCACCCAUCACCACUUGUCGUAUCAUGUGUGACCACGUGUUGUUUGCCUGCGAAGAUGGUACCCUCACGCUCCUGCAGCUCAUUCGAUCUGGCGCAAGACCGAGCCACGGCAGCGCGGCCCCAGGGGAGGGUCUCGCUAAGCGUCAAGACAGCCACGUCGCUGUUCGGCCACAUAUGGGUGGUGCUAGCAAUGCUGCUGCUCACGCUGGUCGAGCACCCUUUAAGAGCCAUCUGAUCGAUCCGGUUGCCGUGCAGGAGGUCUUCACCGUUCAAGCACACGAUGGCAUGGUGCGCGAUGUCCAUUUGACAGAGUACCUUGCCAUUAGCGCGGGUGAGGAUGGCGCUUGCCACAUUUGGGCCAAACACUCGCGUGUUCUUGGGCCCAUGAAAACGCUGCGGCAUCUUCAGGCUGUCACUGCGUGUCGCCUAGCCGAUGGUCGGGUCAUCACCUCAUGUACCGACGGCAAGAUGCGUGUAUGGGUGGCUCGAACAGGGCAUUGCGUUCGUAUCUUCCGAGGCAAUGCCAAUUGCUUUGCCAUCAACGACUUUGCCUUUGGCAACGCGGAUCGCAUGAUCAUCAGCACGUCUGAAACGUUGGGCAUCCUGUCCUUUUCCAAGCAGGACCAGCGUGGAUUCAGUCUCAGCAGCCACAGCGAAGAUGCUGACUCUUUGUCCAACGCCGCAUCUAGUCAGGGUAGUCGCCAACAGAGUCGACACGACUCGGACGAGCUCAGACAUAGCCAUUCACGCCACCGCCUUCAUCUCGAAGUCGCAUCUGAUUCAGACCUUGAUGACCUCCGGGAUUCCGACGAUUCGGGAGACGACCAUGAUGGCCACUACCAUCGCGAUGAUAAUGGUGAUGAUGACGAUGACGACGACGACGACGAUAACGACGAUGACUGUCCAUCUCGUUCGCGCCGGUCUCGCCGUCGCCAAUCAGUGUCACUGGCAUUUGCGCGCCGGCGUCCAAACCGUCGACGAGGCAGCAUGCUCUUGGGACGUCACACCCCAGUCCUACAGACCCAACCGAAUUCUCGACCUGGCUCAGCUUCGCGCGACUCCUCACUGCAACCACCAGGCUCUGUUCGCCGUGGCAGUAUGGCGCAGCCACCAGGUUCUGCUCGUCGCGGCAGUAUGGCUUUACCACAGCGCCGCAUGUCGCGCUUGGAGCUGGCCACGCCCAAUGGUUCCCUACGUGGUAGCCUUCGAAUGGAAGCGGUGACGAUAGAUGAGCCCUCGUCGCAGAGUGCUCUUGAUCGCCGCCGGCGCCCCAGUGCUUCUGCUGAUUUGACGCAAGCCCGCAGCUUUACUCCAACGCUGUUUGCUUCGUCCAAGUUGAAUAUCCCCCAUUCCAGCUCCAUGCGUCGUGCCAGCAGCGCCUCGCGCCUCAACUUUUAA
Messenger RNA from Monosiga brevicollis MX1, 3138 nucleotides. RefSeq lists its product as uncharacterized. Bases 1 to 3138 code for a protein of 1045 amino acids. Gene Ontology annotation, molecular function: protein binding. The transcript has a single exon. NCBI's taxonomy places the organism in Eukaryota, Choanoflagellata, Craspedida, Salpingoecidae. The record is from RefSeq and is a predicted model, not a curated record.